UGCUACACCACACAAUCAAACCUUCUUGCAACAAUGUCUGGCCGUGUCCUCGUUGGAGUUAAGCGUGUCAUUGACUACGCCGUCAAGAUCCGCGUGAAACCGGACAACAGCGGCGUGGUGACGGAUGGCGUUAAGCACUCAAUGAACCCCUUCUGUGAGAUCGCUGUGGAGGAGGCGGUCAAGAUGAAGGAGAAGAAGCUUAUUAAGGAGGUUGUUGCUGUCAGCUGCGGGCCACAGCAAGCACAGGAAACCAUCCGUACUGCCCUGGCUAUGGGAGCAGAUCGUGGCAUUCAUGUGGAAGUGACUGGGAAAGACUACGAAACGUUGGGACCGCUGCAGGUCUCCAAGAUCAUGGCUGCUUUGGCCAAGAAGGAGGAUGCUCAACUCAUCAUCCUUGGCAAACAGGCCAUCGACGAUGACUGCAAUCAGACCGGCCAGAUGACAGCCGCCUUACUGGACUGGCCUCAGGGUACCUUCGCAUCAGAGGUGUCAAUGGAGGGAGACAAGGUUAAAGUGGUGAGAGAAAUUGAUGGCGGCCUGGAAACUAUUAGGAUCAACACACCGGCAGUGCUUACAGCCGACCUCCGACUCAACACCCCCAGAUAUGCCACCCUGCCUAAUAUCAUGAAAGCCAAGAAGAAGAAGAUCGCUAACGUGAAGCCUGCAGACUUGGGGCUGGACAUCACAUCACGGUUGGAGGUGAUUAGAGUGGAUGAGCCCCCACAGAGACUGGCAGGAGUGAAGGUGGAGACGGUGGAGGACCUGGUGGGCAAACUGAAGGAGGCGGGGACGAUAUAGAGGCGUUAAGAGCAUACGCAUGGGAGCACAGAACUUGGCAGAAGGGACUCUCUAAUGAAUAACUGGACUGUGUUGCACAAGCGCACCCGGAGGACUGGCUUAUGUUUCAGUCUAAUCCCUCUGUUCUUCAGACUGUGACUCCUGAGGAUAUGCAGGGAGGUACUGAGAACCACUGUCCUGCAGCAAACGAGCCCAACGGAAUCAUCUGGUCUUCAUUUUAACUUGAAUUCAUCUGUAUCAUAGGCCACUAAUCUGACUUGAGACAAGCAGUCUUUAUGCAAUAAUUAAAAACCCAGACCUCCAUCGCUAUCAUUCAAUGCUGCUGUUUGUAUCGCACUGUACAAAACCACGACGAUGCAUUUCACCAACGGCUACACGAACGCUGUUUUAAUCUUGUACAUCUGUAGUCACACAUGUUUAAGAGGGGCGAAAAUGAUAUAUGUAGAUAUGGACCCCGAACAUGAUGAUAUGAUUAUGUCCCUUAAGAUAAGUGUAAUGUCAGCUGUUAAUUUGUAUAGCUUGUGUGAGUCUAUCUGGGUUUUAGGACUGCGCAGACUGUGUCUCUCAGUAUGAUCAAACUUUUACCGUAAGCGCCUCAAUUCUCUGUUGAUUGUACAGAACAUUACCAUGACAAUAAAGCAGCCAGUCUUUUUCAUAUUUAAA
Molecule: messenger RNA, 1461 nt
Organism: Anoplopoma fimbria (sablefish)
Lineage: Eukaryota; Metazoa; Chordata; Actinopteri; Perciformes; Anoplopomatidae
Gene: etfb
Product: electron transfer flavoprotein subunit beta
Exons: 7
Coding region: 34-798 (254 amino acids)
Cellular component (GO): cytosol
Molecular function (GO): electron transfer activity
Source: RefSeq, a predicted model, not a curated record